AUGAUACUCAUAUCUGCGGCAGCAAAGUCGGGAUCGUGCAUUGUCGAUGCUCCUGGAGAGGCUGGCGAUCGUCUGCUUGACGCAGCUGCCUGCUGGAAUCAUACAGAUAGGCCAGAUGCCAUGCUGUCAAUAAUAGCUCCUGAAGAUCACGUGGUCACUGAUAAGGAUAAUAUUGAUGGGAAAACAGGGAUUAGAGGAACGGAGGAGAUGUGUUGUUGGUUGCCUCGAAGUCCAGUCACAAAAGCUCAGAUAACCGACCCGAAGACUGGCUGGAUGAGUGAAGAACAGUUCAAGAUAUCGCUUCGUGGUAUUCCCGAUGGUCUGGGCAAGUGCUAA
Molecule: messenger RNA, 336 nt
Organism: Protopolystoma xenopodis
Lineage: Eukaryota; Metazoa; Platyhelminthes; Monogenea; Polystomatidea; Polystomatidae
Source: the annotation of a GenBank genome assembly